AUGCCAGCCAAGACAAAAGGGGGUUCCAAUACAACCGUCGUCUCAUCUCCAGACCAUCUUCACCCAUCCUCCGCCGCCGCUUCUCCCAAAACCAAGUCCAACACCGCCGCUGGCUCCUCCUCCUCCUCAACCACUUCCACCGUCAAUGGCAGCACUCACAUCCCAGUCAAAGUUUCUCACCCAGUCAGCCCCUUCGACACCUCUCACAAUGCCUGGACAUGGAACCCGAUCCGUAUCAUUGAGCGUAAACUUUUCCGUGCGUAUUGGAACGUUGAAGCCACCUUCGUUUUGUCCAUGUUAGAAGCAUGGGAGGUGUUUCUCGUCAUCAUGGUCUUCCUCACCUUAACGCUUCUCCUUUGGUACUCGGCCUACCAUUACUUCCCCCGACACGCGAGAGAGGUGGCAACAAGAGCAUUGUACUAUGUCUACGGUAACUCGCCUCCGCCUCAACUAGCUGCUGCUGUCACCACCAAUGCGACAUCUGUUUCGGCAGCAGCAGGGAGCACGGCAUCGGCAGCAGUAGCGGCGGGUGAGGGAGUGUUGGAAAAGUUGAUCGCACAGAGUAACCAGCUGUGGGCAAGUCUGAACGCGGAAAAGUCAGCAAAGGAACCCAACUCGGAGGUGGUCGAUACUCUGAUCAACAACUUGAACAAGGUCAAGCAGAUGAUUUCCAAUGCUGGGGCAACGGGGAAGGCUGAGCUCUAG
Messenger RNA from Ustilago hordei, 705 nucleotides. RefSeq lists its product as uncharacterized. The transcript has a single exon. NCBI's taxonomy places the organism in Eukaryota, Fungi, Basidiomycota, Ustilaginomycetes, Ustilaginales, Ustilaginaceae. The record is from RefSeq and is a predicted model, not a curated record. The coding region runs from base 1 to 705 and encodes 234 amino acids.